GCUUCUGUGAGCAGAAGUAGUUCUGGUCGUCAUCUACCGUCUCGCUAUAGCCAUUUGAGGGAAGAAAGAGGAAAAUUAUCUGGUAUCGUUAGAGCUACACCGAAAUUCCAUUGAGCUGAUCUUGCCACCAAAAGCCCAACAGACACCAUGAUGCUAGGCACAGAAGGCAGGGAGGGGUUCGUGGUGAAGAUCAGGGGCCUACCCUGGUCCUGCUCAGCCGAUGAAGUGAUGCGCUUCUUCUCUGAUUGCAAAAUCCAAUCAGGUAUUCGUUUCAUCUACACCAGAGAAGGCAGACCAAGUGGAGAAGCAUUUGUUGAACUUGAAUCCGAACAUGAAGUGAAGCUGGCUUUGAGGAAGGACAGAGAAACCAUGGGACACAGCUAUGCUGAAGUAUUCAAGUCCAACAGUGUUGAAAUGGAUUGGGUGUUGAAGCAUACAGGUCCGAAAAGUCCUGAUGCUGCCAAUGACGGCUUCGUCCGGCUUAGAGGACUCCCAUUUGGCUGUAGCAAGGAAGAGAUUGUUCAGUUCUUUUCAGGGUUGGAAAUUGUGCCAAAUGGGAUGACACUGCCAGUGGAUUUUCAGGGGCGGAGCACAGGGGAGGCCUUUGUGCAGUUUGCUUCCCAGGAGAUAGCCGAAAAGGCCUUAAAGAAACACAAGGAAAGAAUAGUGCACAGGUACAUUGAGAUCUUCAAGAGUAGCCGAGCUGAAGUCCGACCCCACUACGACCCACCUCGAAAGCUCAUGGCUAUGCAGCGGCCAGGUCCCUAUGAUAGGCCGGGGGCUGGCAGAGGGUAUAAUAGCAUUGGCAGAGGGGCUGGGUUUGAAAGGAUGAGGCGUGGUGCCAAUGGUGGAGGGUAUGGAGGCUAUGAGGAUUAUGGUGGCUAUAAUGAUGGAUAUGGCUUUGGAUCUGAUCGAUUAGGAAGAGACCUCAAUUACUGUUUUUCAAGAAUGUCUGAUCAUAGAUAUGGAGAUGGUGGUCAGAGCACCACAGGGCACUGUGUGUACAUGGGGGGAUUACCUUACAGAGCCACCCAGAGUGAUAUUUACAAUUUUUUCUUGCCUUUUAACCCCAUGAGAGUACACAUUGAAAUUGGGCCUGAUGGCAGAGUUACUGGUGAGGCAGAUGUUGAAUUUGCUACUCAUGAAGAUGCCGUGGCAGCUAUGGCAAAAGACAAAGCUAACAUGCAACACAGAUAUGUGGAGCUCUUCUUGAAUUCUACCGCAGGCACAAACAGGGGAGCUUAUGAUCACAGCUAUGUAGAGCUCUUUUUGAAUUCUACAACAGGGGCUAGUGGUGGUGCUUAUGGUAGCCAAAUGAUGGGAGGGAUGGGUAUAUCCAACCAGUCUAGUUACGGGGGUCCUGCUAGCCAGCAGCUGAGUGGUGGCUACGGAGGUGGCUAUGGUGGUCAGAGCAGCAUGAGUGGAUAUGACCAAGUUCUGCAGGAGAACUCCAGUGACUAUCAGUCCAACCUCGCUUAAGAGAGAAAGAGCAAUAAACAACUGCAACAGA
Molecule: messenger RNA, 1510 nt
Organism: Vicugna pacos (alpaca)
Lineage: Eukaryota; Metazoa; Chordata; Mammalia; Artiodactyla; Camelidae
Source: RefSeq, a predicted model, not a curated record